Molecule: messenger RNA, 1800 nt
Organism: Entrophospora candida
Lineage: Eukaryota; Fungi; Glomeromycota; Glomeromycetes; Entrophosporales; Entrophosporaceae
Source: the annotation of a GenBank genome assembly
AUGAAAAUUUUUUCAAAACUAGACUUAAUAUUUUUAAAAAAACUUGUUGAGAAACAUGGUCAAGAUUGGAAUAAAAUUUCAGGCAUUAUAAAAAAUAAAACGCCGUUGGAAUGUUUAAAAAAAUAUCAAGAAUUAUUACCCAACAAAUUUGAACCAAUUAUUGCUAAAAGUGAACAAAGAACAGCAUUGAGUAAAAUACCUGAUGAAGGAAUAAUAAUACCUGGCUGGACUAAGCAAGAGUUUGAGCUUGUAAAUGAGUUGUUAGAUAGGCAUGGACGUAGAUGGAGUGUAAUUCAAAAGCAUUUACCCCAUAAAACAAUCAAACAAAUUGAAUAUUUUGUAUUAAAAAAUCCUAACAGAUUUCCCGCGUUAUAUAAAUUCCCAGAAAAAAGCAUUAGGUCAAGUAGGUGGUCAAAUAGUGAAAUAGCGCUAUUAAAUGAGUUGAUAUUAAAAUAUGGACGUGAUUAUGAUGUGAUGUCAAAAUACAUUUUGGGAAGAACGCCGGAUGCCAUAUCAAGAUUUAUACCAAAACACAUAUAUGAACUACCUGCAUUGCGCGAAGUACAUCUAGCACAAAUAAUGGUGACAUCUUGUACAUGGACAGAUGAAGAAAAAAAAUUGUUAAGCGACCUUGUUGAGAAGCAUGGUCAGAAUUGGCAACGAAUAUCAGAACAUUUUCCUGGAAGAACCCCUUACGCAUGUGAAAUAAAAUAUUAUACCAUUUGGGAUGGAGUUGACAAAAACACCACAGCUUUGGUUAAACAUAGUUGGCCGAUAGAAGCGAUCAAAGCAUUUAAUAUAAUCAGAGAAAAAUGUGGCAGAUGGGAAUUAAUUCCUUUAUUAUUACCCGGAUUCUCGCCAUUACUAUGCUUCUCGCCAUACACGACUAUACCUCAUCGAUGGACAAAAUCAGACAAAAUACUAUUGAAAAACCUAAUUUCCAAAUAUGGUUUUGAUUGGUAUAAAAUAAUUCCAUUUUUUCCACAUAGAAAUUCAGCAGAAGUUCAGCAAUAUGUAGCUAAAAACAUAUCUCUUUUUCAAGACAAUGAUGACGGUGACAACAAGCUCAAGAAAAAAAUUUCAAAAGAUAAAGGUAGUGGUAAAUAUUCAACACGGUGGAAAAUUGAUAAAAUAAUAAAAUUGUUUGAAUUAAGAAAUUUGGGUAAAUCAUGGAAAGACAUUUCAAAAGUGAUGAAAGAUAGAACACCGAGUGGAUGCUAUUUAAAAUACUAUUCUGUAUUAAAAAUAUAUUCAGAAUUAGAAUUAAGUAAAAAAUGGGAUGUGAUGGAUGUUAUAAAAUUUCAAAAAUAUUAUUACAAAUAUAAUAGAAAUUGGGAAUUAAUAUCAGAACAGAUGGGCAACAAAUCAGUUAAACAAAUAAAAGAUUUUUUUACUAAUAAUAAAAAUAGAUUUCCGAAUUUCAUUACUUCCAAGUCUUUAAGGAAUAAAGAAUGGUCUGAAGAAGAGAUCAUCAAAUUGGUUGGACUUUUAAAAGAAUUUGGGACAAAUUGGAAAUUGAUUUCAAAACAUUUUGAGAAAAAGUCAAAAAUAGAAUGUAUAGAAUUUUAUAAUUCAAAUCAUGAUUCUUUGCCUCAAAUAACGAAUACAAAUGAUAUUGUUGCAUCGACAUCUGAAAAAUGGACAAAAAAAGAUGAUAAUAUGUUAAAGAGUCUACUUGAAGAACAUGGUACAGAUUAUGAUAAAAUAGCAUCAUAUUUUAUAGGUAAAUCACCAACAUCAAUUAGAACUCGAAUAAUAUCAAAUAAAAAAGAUUACCACUACAAUUUGGUCAGAUUAUGA